CCGACCCGGAUGCAGAUUUCCCAAACGGAAGGGCUCUUUUCCCGGUGCGGGUUUCAGCGUUUCUAGUUGCAGCUGGCACGCUGAUGGUCUGGGUGUUGCGGCCUCCACACCCGGAGUCCGGGCCCUCGCUAACUUGACAGUCCCCGCAUCCGCCAGCCCCGCCCGCGGGGAGCCCGGCCUGGUCGGAAGACGUUGUGCUGCUGCACUGGAUCCGCGUCUGUUUCCGGGACCAUCAGUCCAGUGCGUAGACUCACCACUGCCGCGGACCGUGUGGGCUUCACUGGGAUAGGAGAGUGUUCUGAAGAAAUGAGCAGAAAAGCCCGACUGUUGAUCUUCACGGAGGAGCUUAAUCCUGCUGAAUCCCCGUUAUUUCAGCGUGCAGCGGAGGACUGGCUUUGCCACAGAGUGAAUGCCUUCUCCUGGAUCUGAAUCAAAGUUCUGUCCUCUCCACUGGGUGACUCAUAGGAAAACAAGAGGAUACAGUACCCAGAAUCCAGCUGUCACCUCCCCAGAAAUUUAAACACUUCUCCAGUUCCUCAGACCCUUCAACUCACCCCAGAAGGCAAAAGAUUCAAUUCUCCAUCAUAGUACAUGCAUACAACGGGCAGAGAGCACAGCUUGGUAAUCACCUUGGCAUUGCCUAUCUCUGUGAUGCUGAAGACAUUCUCAUCUCUGUGCAUUACAGAAGAGAUUCAGAUUUCCAGAGUUGGUAAGCUUUGGAAGAUGCUAGUGGAGCAUUCUGCACUAUGGAGACAUGUACGUGACACCUUACAGGCUUUGCCUGCUUAGUGCUUGGACUGCCAGUGAGCAAGGACCCAGAGAAAGACACCUGCGUCUGGGUUAUUGACAAUGCAGCCCCUGGAAUCAGUGACAUUUGAAGAUGUAGCUGUAGACUUCACCCAGGAAGAGUGGGCCCUACUGGACGCAUCCCAGCGAAAGCUGUUCAGAGAUGUGAUGCUGGAAAAUAUACGUCAUCUGGUCUCCCUGGGGUACCACCAUUGCCAGUCAGAUAUGAUUUUCCAGCUGGAGCGGGGAGAAGAGCUGUGGGCUGAAGGAAGCGGAUCUCUCCAGAGCCAGGGUCCAGGUGGGGAAAGUGCCCUUAAAGAACAAGACAUGAUAGCCCCACAGCGUAUCAGCAGCAAGGACACAUCUACGGUCACGCCAGAGCAGAAGUCUCCUUCGCCAGAGGAUCCCUUUGAAUGCAGUGACUUGGAAGAAGAUUUCACUCGCAGCUUCAUGGUGACUCGGCGUCUGUUGACUCCCACAGAAAAGACCCCCUGUGUCAGUAAACAGUGUCAAAAAUCCGUUAGUGAGUCGUACCUUAAUCAACACAAGCACCUUCACACUAGAGGUAAAUCAUGUGAGUGCCAUCUGUGUGGGAAAGCCUUUAGCAAUUGCUCCAGCCUGAGGAGACACGAGAUGACUCACACCGGAGAGAAGCCCUACGAAUGCCGUCUCUGUGGGAAUGCCUUCAUUCAAAGCUCUGACCUUAGAAAACACAAUCUGACUCACACUGGAGAGAAACCGUACGAGUGUCACCUGUGUGGGAAAGCCUUCAGCCAGUCCUCCAACCUCAGACAGCACGAGAGAACGCACACGGGGGAGCAACCGUACGAGUGCCACCUCUGUGGGAAAGCCUUCAGUAAAUGCUCUGCCCUCAGACGGCACGAGAGAACGCACACUGGGGAGAAACCGUACGAGUGCCACCUCUGUGGGAAAGCCUUCAGUCAGUGUUCUGCCCUGAGACGACACGAGGGCACCCACAACGGAGAGAAAAUUAGGAAUGCCUUCGGCAAAUGUCCUGACCUCACAUGACCCGCGUGGCACGACUGUCACGAAGGCGGGCACCACGUCCACCACAGCGGUUAACACUGAAACGCGCCACAGGACUCGCACGUCGUUCGGUCUCACUCGCACAGGCUCUCGCACGCAAACUUCUCUGGGAGAAAUCCGCCGUGUGCUGUCCAUGCGGCAAGACCUUCGGUCAGUGCUCCGACCACAGGCGACACAAGCGCACUCACUCUGUAAAUGCGAGGAAGGGACAGGUUUGCGGCCACGGCACCUCCGCGCGGGAGAAGCCCGAGGUCGGUAAUCACCGUGCACACCGCUCAGCGGGCACCGGGCCUGCGCCCAAGAAAGCUCAGUGAGGUCUGAGUAGACGCUCGCCCCAGGUGGAAGAGGGAGAAUGCUCUUGAGGAACACCAAAAGUCACACCGUGGUGAAGACUCACGGGAACCCCUUGGCUCACAGAGAAACCCCGUGGCACAUGUGAGGACACAGACCCUACAGAGCAGUGUCACCAGCAGAGGAGAAUCCAGUGGUCACUCACUUCUUAGCCAACAUUAAAGUUCUUACCCUAAGGAGACAUCAGUCGUGAAACCAAAGUGGAGGUAACUUCAGCUAGAUUUCACAUCAGAAAACUAAGUCGGGGGACAAAAACCUCUAAAAGAGCCUUUUGACAGAAUUUAGCAAAUAUUUCAGGAUUUUGAGAAAAUAACUAUUCAUGGGGAAAAUGUGGCAUGUAAGUGCAAAAUAGUAAGGUGAUCCGGGAAUACUGAAUGCAGAAGUUUGUAAGAAAUUAAAUUUUUUCAAUAGAUUAUUACUUGUAAAUAUUUAAACAAUAAACCCUGUUGCUGAAAAAUCUAA
Molecule: messenger RNA, 2646 nt
Organism: Herpailurus yagouaroundi (jaguarundi)
Lineage: Eukaryota; Metazoa; Chordata; Mammalia; Carnivora; Felidae
Product: zinc finger protein 705A-like
Exons: 9
Coding region: 850-1815 (321 amino acids)
Biological process (GO): regulation of transcription by RNA polymerase II
Molecular function (GO): RNA polymerase II cis-regulatory region sequence-specific DNA binding; DNA-binding transcription factor activity, RNA polymerase II-specific
Source: RefSeq, a predicted model, not a curated record